Molecule: messenger RNA, 1979 nt
Organism: Ziziphus jujuba (common jujube)
Lineage: Eukaryota; Viridiplantae; Streptophyta; Magnoliopsida; Rosales; Rhamnaceae
Product: serine/threonine-protein phosphatase PP1
Exons: 4
Coding region: 642-1607 (321 amino acids)
Cellular component (GO): nucleus; cytoplasm
Molecular function (GO): protein serine/threonine phosphatase activity
Source: RefSeq, a predicted model, not a curated record
GGAUGAAAAAAAAGAAUGAUAAUAAUGAUUAACUUUAUAAUAAAUAAUAAAUAUCAAAAUGAUUAGGGUUCUUUCUCCCCCAGAUCCAAAGCCAAAAUCAAAAAGCCAAGCCCAACUGGUUUGUUUUUCAAUUUUUGUUAUAUAUAUUAUAAAUAUAUAUAUGUUUUUUGUAACUCCUUCUGUGUGACAUCUGCGAGCGGGAAAUGGCGGCCACGCACUCAUUAAUCCAAAAGCCAAAUGAGUGAAAUUGACCAUCCACACCGCACGCACUUCUAUUUUCUAUUCAUCCAAACAAUACCCACAGACCAAAACCAAAAAACGUAGUCUUUAGCCAAAACAUGGUGGUUUCGAUCAUAUUCUCUUUUUUGGGUGUAUUUUUUUAGCUUUAGCAAAGCCGAAAACACCAACCAAACCCCCAGUCUACCUCACCGUCAGAAUCGGAUCUCUUUUUUUCUUUCUUCUUUUUGUCUUUCUGACAUAUUUUUUUUUUUCAGCACCAGUAGGAGGUGGUGGAACUUUCCUAGAGAGAGACAUAGGGUUUUAGGGUUUGUGUUGUACUGUGGAUUCUUUUUGUUUCCAAUUGUAAUUUUUUUUUUCUUUUUUUGUUCCGGUGUUGUGGGUUUUUCACUUUUCUGAUCGUUAUGAUGGAUGAGGUUGUUCUUGAUGAUAUAAUAAGACGGCUUGUUGCGGCGAAAAACGGACGGACCACCAAACAGGUUCAGCUCACGGAAGCCGAAAUACGACAGCUUUGCGGUGCUUCCAAGGAGGUGUUUCUCAGCCAACCUAAUCUUCUUGAGCUCGAAGCUCCCAUUAAGAUUUGUGGGGAUGUUCAUGGUCAAUUUUCAGAUCUUUUAAGAUUAUUCGAGUAUGGUGGAUACCCACCCGAGGCAAACUACUUGUUCCUCGGGGACUAUGUUGAUCGUGGAAAGCAAAGCAUAGAGACAAUAUGCCUUCUCCUUGCAUAUAAGAUCAAGUACAGGGAGAAUUUCUUUCUUCUCAGGGGCAAUCAUGAAUGUGCUUCCAUCAACCGUAUAUAUGGAUUCUAUGACGAGUGCAAGAGGAGAUUUAACGUUCGUGUUUGGAAGACAUUUACUGACUGCUUUAACUGUUUGCCUGUUGCUGCUAUUAUAGAUGAGAAGAUACUCUGCAUGCAUGGUGGUUUGUCUCCUCAUCUAAAAAACCUGGAUCAGAUUAGGAAUAUUGCUCGUCCUAUUGAUGUUCCGGAUCAGGGCCUUCUCUGUGAUCUGUUAUGGGCUGAUCCUGAUAAAGAUAUUGAAGGCUGGGGUGAAAAUGACCGAGGUGUUUCAUUCACGUUUGGGGCUGACAAGGUGUCUGAAUUUCUCCAGACACAUGAACUUGAUCUCAUCUGCCGUGCUCAUCAGGUUGUGGAAGAUGGAUAUGAGUUUUUUGCAAAGAGGCAACUAGUAACCAUAUUUUCUGCACCAAAUUACUGCGGUGAGUUUGACAAUGCUGGUGCCAUGAUGAGUGUGGAUGAUACAUUAACAUGUUCCUUCCAGAUUCUUAAAUCUUCCGAGAAGAAAGGAAAGACUGGAUUUGGCAACAACUCAUUACGACCAGGAACUCCACCUCAUAAGGGUAAGGGUUGAUUAUGGGGCCUAAAUUGUCACGAGUCCUGAGAGCCAGAAAUUGCGGGGGGGUCAUUUCCACCAUCCGUAUCAUGUUUAAGCUGCUUUGCUUCUGAAUCAUCUUCUGGUGCCUGGCGUUGCUGGUAAACUACAAGGUGGAUAAUCAAAACUAUGCCUUUCUUUCAAGCGGUACAGAAAAUAUGAAUACACAGUUUCUCCUUCUUAUACAUCGCCAAAGAGCUGAGGUGCCAAAGCAUAAUUCAAACUUCUUGUCCUUUUAUUUUCUCCAACUGGUUGUAAAACUGAACUUGUUGACCCUCUUUUUUUCUUGUGUUAAAUUGUAGCUGGAUAAUAUUUUAUUUCAAAUGCUGCUGCUUCUUGCAUGUUAGGCAA